Diabrotica virgifera virgifera (western corn rootworm) is the source of this 758-nucleotide messenger RNA. RefSeq names its product dynein regulatory complex protein 8-like. The record is from RefSeq and is a predicted model, not a curated record. The transcript is spliced from 4 exons. Lineage: Eukaryota; Metazoa; Arthropoda; Insecta; Coleoptera; Chrysomelidae. Bases 108 to 713 code for a protein of 201 amino acids. Gene Ontology annotation, molecular function: calcium ion binding.
AUUAAUUUGACAUUAAUACUGACGAUACACACUGUCAUUACAUUGUGCAAUGUUAAAAUUAUUUUAAUGUGAAUGUAUAUUCAAUAUAAAUUUUAAUUUUUAUUAAAAUGGAAGAUGAAGAGGAAAUCGAUGUGCCCAUAGAAAAUGAGUUAGAGCAAAGAAUUGCCGACGCAUUUUCUGUUUUCGAUCAAUACCAAACUAAAAUCAUUGACCUGAAAGAUGUAGCUAGUGUUAUUAGAGGCCUAGGUUGCUGCCCUACCGAAGCAGAAAUUCAAGAUAUUAUCAAUGGUCUUAAAAACUCCAAAUGGCCUGGAUGUGUUCAUUUGGUAAACUUUUUACCUAAAGUCUUUACGUUCAUUUCAGACCACAAAUAUGAACCUGCAUCUCCUGAGCAACUCAUGGAAGCUUUUCGUUCCCUAGAUCCAAAAGGUUUAGGAUAUCUGACAAAAGAUGAAAUGGCAGAAAUAAUGUUUACAGAUGGAGAACCUUUUACUCAAGAUGAACUGGAUGAAAUGUUUGAGAUUGCUAUUGAUCCAUUGACGAACACGGUUAAUUAUGAAUAUUAUAUUAAUCAAAUAAUGUAUGAACCUGUUGGAGAAAAUAGCGUCUACACUCUUGCAGAUCGAAUCGAGGCUGAGAAACCACCUCCACCACCACCACAAAGAUCAAUGUCAGAAUAUUUCAGAAGAGUUGCUAGUCAAAUGAAUCUAUGAAUCUGAAACAUUUUAAUGAUUAAUAGAUAUAUAUUUUAAACUGUU